Messenger RNA from Pieris macdunnoughi, 1806 nucleotides. The record is from the annotation of a GenBank genome assembly. NCBI's taxonomy places the organism in Eukaryota, Metazoa, Arthropoda, Insecta, Lepidoptera, Pieridae.
AUGUGUAAGUCUGCCAAAAUGGUUUCAAACAGCACACGGGUGAUUCAAGUCACCAAUAUAGCGCCACAAGCUACUAAAGAUCAGAUGCAAACUUUGUUUGGCUACUUAGGGAAGAUCGAUGACAUACGGCUGUAUCCAACAAUAAGAGAUGUGUCGUGUCCAGUGCAAUCGCGAAUAUGUUACGUCAAAUAUUACGAUGCGACAACCGUGAACGUUGCUCAGCACAUGACCAACACUGUGUUCAUCGACAGGGCUCUGAUCGUCAUACCCUUGCCAUCAGGGGAAAUUCCAGACGAACAUAAAGCUUUAGAAAUGUCAAGUAAUGGUACACUUGUGCCUGGCUUGAAUACUGUAGAACCUCGCCUACCAGCACAUGUAGUAAAUUCUCUGGAAGGAGUACCACCAAAUCAAGUAAUACAAACUUAUGAUCCAAAAAUUGCUGAAGCAGGUUUGCCACCUUAUCCUCCUAUACCGGCUCUUUAUGAUUCUAGAAGGAUUGAAGAGAUACGGAGAACAAUUAUGGUAGCAUUUGUAGGGGAGUUAACUAGUCAGCAGUUAAUUGACUAUUUCGGUCAGGCGGGAGAAGUUUCUUACCUGCGUUUCUGCGAAAGAGAAAAUGAUCCAACUAAGUUUGCAUUGAUUGAACUGGCUGAGCAAGAGAGUAUAAUAAAAGCAUUACAAUAUAAUGAUACUACAGUAGAAGGUCAGAUGAUAAAGGUUCAUCAUUCAACACAAGCUAUUUGUAAACCUCAAACAAAGAGCAAUGAAGCAGCGCAACGGGAGAUAGAGGAAGCCAUGUGCAGAGUUAAGGAAGCUCAGAAUUUUAUUUCAGCAGCCAUUGAUCCAGUCAUAGGAUUACUGUCUAAGGAUAAAAGAAGGACUCGGUCUCGUUCUCGAUCCCGCCGCCGUUCCCGGUCCCGGUCCCGGAGAUCCCGGUCUCGACACCGCGGGAAGAGGUCUCGCUCGCGAUCCAGACAUCGUUCCCGCCGAUCGCGAUCCAGAAAUAAGCAUCGUUCUAGGUCUCGUUCUCAUCGUCGUAGUUCCAGACGCUCACGAUCGCGGUCGCGGCAUCGCAGCUCUAAAUCGAAACGUGAUCGUUCUCGUGAACGUGACCGUGAUCGCAAAGACAAGAAAGAUUCUGACAAAGAUAAGGAAAAGCGGGAAGAAUCUAAAUCAAUACCAAAGGAAGAGUCAAAAGAACCAGAGACAAAGGUUGUAACCAUUGAGCCUGAAACUAACGGAACUUCCGAAUCCAAAUCAAAGGCUUCUACGCCGGUCGAAGAGAAAACUAAGCCGGAACCGGAACCAGAUAAAAAAGUUAAAGAGAGGUCUCCUUCAAAAAAGAGGGAAAGAUCUCGAUCCAGAGAUAGAAAACGUGAACGUUCCCGUUCAAAGCGACGGUCUCGUUCGAAGUCUCGAAGAAAGCGCUCCAGAUCCCGCAGGAGAUCACGAUCCAAAGAUAAAAAGAGAUCGCGCUCGAGAGAUCGGAAAAGGUCUAGGUCGCGUAAACGAUCCCGAUCUAGGGAUAGGAAAAGGACUCGAUCCAGAGAUAGGAAGAGAACUAGGUCCAGAGAUCGAAAAAAAUCUAAGUCCAGGGAUAGGAAACGCUCGAUUUCUCGGAGUUGUCGAUCUAAGAGUCGCUCAGUCAGAGACUCGAAGACAUCGCACGACAGAAAAUCUAGAGAUAAGACUCCCAAUCUUACCCCGGUGAUUGAGGAGACGAAUGCUUCCAUGGCCGAACGGUCGCCAGAUUUAGGGGAUGAAAAGAAUUCACCAGAUAACAUGGACAUUUCCAAUUCGCCUUAG